Vigna radiata var. radiata (mung bean) is the source of this 2861-nucleotide messenger RNA. Its product is annotated as probable LRR receptor-like serine/threonine-protein kinase At1g14390. Gene Ontology annotation, molecular function: ATP binding; protein binding; protein kinase activity. Gene Ontology annotation, biological process: protein phosphorylation. The record is from RefSeq and is a predicted model, not a curated record. The transcript is spliced from 7 exons. NCBI's taxonomy places the organism in Eukaryota, Viridiplantae, Streptophyta, Magnoliopsida, Fabales, Fabaceae. Bases 468 to 2675 code for a protein of 735 amino acids.
UACUAAACUAAACUAGUGGCACUUUCUUGGUGGCUUCACUCACAAUUUUUGAAAUCUCUUUCUUUUCAGAUCUCAACUCAGAUCCAUUUUACAAACUUCAGUCCUCUCCCCCAUUGUCCUACCACCUGCUCCACAUUACUGAAAUUCUUUAUUCCCAUCAAAAAAUCUUUUUUCCUGCAAUCAUUAUCCCAUGACAUAUAGCUUUUCUGCUUAAAAGUCUUUCUUUGCAAAUUAUUAGAUUCUGCUCAGCUGGAAAGUGAGAAAAAACUAAAGAAACAAAGCCAUCAAAGACCAUGGAUUGUUCUGCUUUGUGUAGCUCUACUCAUGGAAACUCAUGCCAAUACCAUCUUUUCAGCAAUUCCACUGUUGUAUGUUAAUCCAAUAUUUCAACUCUGAACUCUGCAGUUGAGUAUGCUGUGUGUGACUAACAAGACUCUAUCUUAGUACAAAUACUUUAGCCUCAUAACAUGAAGAACCUGAGGGUUUGUUUCACUUACUUUUUUCCUGCAAUCAUUCUUGUUCUGCUUACUCCUUCCUCGGUUGCACAGCUAUCAACAAGUGAGAAUAGAAUUCUAUUCCAAGUUCAGAAGCUUCUUGAAUAUCCUCAAGCUCUUCAAGGGUGGACAAGAUGGACCAACUUGUGCUUCCUCCCUCCCUCUUCUUCCCUCAAGAUAGUUUGCUCAAAUGGUCAUUUGACAGAACUAACUAUCAUUGGAAACAAGACCUCCCCAUCUUCACACAUCCCCCAGGCAGGUUCCUGGACUUCCCUUCAAACACUUUCAGGAAAAUUCUCCAUCGAUUCUUUCUUCACUGUCAUGACAAAGCUUUCAAAUUUGAAGGUGUUGUCCUUGGUGUCCUUGGGUUUGUGGGGUCCUUUACCAUCUAAAAUCAACAGGUUUUGGUCUCUGGAAGUGCUAAACAUUAGCUCAAAUUUCAUUUAUGGGGAAAUUCCAUCAUCCAUAUCCUCAAUGUUGAAUCUAAGGAGUCUCGUUUUGGUUAAUAAUCUCUUCAAUGGAAGUGUCCCUGAUCUCCAGAUAUUAACUUCUCUUGAAGAGCUCAACUUGGGAGGUAACAAACUGGGUCCUGAAUUCCCUUCAGUGGGAAAGAAUAUUGUCACUAUAAUCUUGAGAAAUAAUUCACUGAGAUCUCGUAUUCCUCCACAAAUUGAGCACUUGGACAAACUUCAGGUAUUUGAUGUAUCUUCCAAUGAUGUUUUUGGAAACAUCCCGUCCUUUUUGAUGUCUAUGCCUUCCCUUCAUUCCCUAAACUUGGCCGCAAACCAUCUAAGUGGUAACCUCUCAGUGAAUACGGCAUGUAGUUCUACACUAACAUUUGUGGAUAUCUCACACAACCUUCUGGUAGGAAAAUUGCCUGCGUGCCUUGGUUCAAUGUCUUCAAAGGCCACAGUACUAUUUUCUGGAAAUUGUUUGUCAACCAAAAGGUUAAAUAAUCAACAUCCAUCUUCUUUUUGCAAGAGAGAGGGAGCUUUAGCUGUUAAGCCUCCAGCUAAAAAACCGCAGAGUGAUUCAAAUUCGGGUGCCAAACUAGGCGUAGUGAUUGGAAUAAUUGGAGGAGCUGUAGUAAUUGCUGGACUUAUGGUUUUUCUCAUUGUGUUCAUCUUUAGAAAGACCAAUGGAGAAAGAUCACAUCAUAAAAUGGACAAAUCUGUUGCUAAUAAAUAUUUUGCCAGUGCAUCUCCUGGACCAAACGGUACAAGACAUAUUCCUCAGGCCAUGAAGCAAGCUGCACUUGGACUUCCACCAUACCGUAUUUUCACAUCAGAGGAAAUUGAAGAUGCAACAAAUAACUUUGACCCAUCAAAUUUAAUAGAAGAGGGAUCACAAGGACAGCUAUAUAAAGGUUGGCUCAGAGAUGGUUCAGUGGUCCUAGUUAAUUGUGUUAAAAUAAGGCAGAAAGGUCUCCCCCACAGCAUCAUGCAGCAAAUAGAGGUAUUACCCAAUUUGAGGCACAGGCACAUGGUGAGUGUUCUAGGACACUGUAUCAUUACUGAACAGGAACAUCCCCAAACAACAAGCACAGUCUUCAUCGUAUUUGAGCACAUCUCAAAUGUGUCAUUAAGGGAUCAACUUGCAGAUGGGAGAAAGAGGGAAAUGCUGAAAUGGCCACAAAGAAUGGCAAUGAGCAUAGGCAUUGCAAGAGGAGUCCAGUUCUUACACACAGGAGUUGCUCCUGGCAUAUAUGGCAACAAUUUAAAGAUUGAGAACAUUCUGUUGGAUGAUAGUCUCAAUGCAAAAGUCAGUAGAUACAGUAUUCCAUUGCCAUCCAAGAGUGCACAUAAUGAACACAUUGCCACCAAUCAUAUGGGCAGCACAAAUGAUGCAGAAAAGGAAGACAUCUAUCAGCUGGGAGUUAUUCUUCUUGAAGUUAUCACUGGCAAACAAAUUGCUUCCCCUAGUGAAAUAGAGGAGAUGAAGGAUGAGCUGGAGAAUGGUUCAUCUGAAGCAACAUCAGUACUUAAAAGUGUAAUUGACCCUUCACUGCGAGGAACUUAUGCAUAUGAAUCAAUGAAGACUGCAAUUCAUAUUACCAUCAACUGUCUCUCCAAGGUCUCUAGCCAGCGUCCUUCAAUAGAGGAUGUUCUUUGGAAUUUACAAUACUCAAUGCAAGUUCAAGAGUCAUGGACCAGCAGUGGAAACCUCAGCACAAAGUUGUAAACCUCUUGUUAAUAAAAAUGUUUGCUUACAUUUCAUAAGUUCAUUAUCAUAAGGAAUAAAUGGUAAUGUACAUAUGUGACUCUAAGGCCCAAAAACACAGUUUGCCUGCAUUUUUCCUUAUUUGUAUUGUUACUGAAAGUUCUUACAAAUACGAACUACGUUCAUAUCAAAAUAUCGUUUCCUUGC